Messenger RNA from Humulus lupulus (European hop), 336 nucleotides. RefSeq lists its product as uncharacterized. Bases 1 to 336 code for a protein of 111 amino acids. The transcript has a single exon. The record is from RefSeq and is a predicted model, not a curated record. Lineage: Eukaryota; Viridiplantae; Streptophyta; Magnoliopsida; Rosales; Cannabaceae.
AUGAAGCAAUUGAAUAUGGAUAUGACAUCAACAGGUGAGAAAAGGUUGCUGCAGUUGAAUGAAUUGGAGGAAUUUCGCAACGAAGCUUAUGAGAAUGCCAAGAUCUAUAAGGAGCGCACUAAGGCAUGGCAUGAUAAGAAUCUUAUUCGGAAAGAGUUUCAGCUAGGGAAACAAGUAUUAUUAUUCAAUUCAAGGUUGAAGCUAUUCCCAAGUAAGCUUAAGUCAAGGUGGUCAGGACCAUUCACAGUAGUCAAAGUGUUUCCUUAUGAAGCGGUGGAAGUCAAUAGCAAAAAUAUGGGGAAUUUUAAAGUUAAUGGACAGCGGUUAAAGCUCUAA